Epithele typhae is the source of this 786-nucleotide messenger RNA. RefSeq lists its product as uncharacterized. Gene Ontology annotation, cellular component: cytoplasm. Lineage: Eukaryota; Fungi; Basidiomycota; Agaricomycetes; Polyporales; Epitheliaceae. The record is from RefSeq and is a predicted model, not a curated record. The coding region runs from base 1 to 786 and encodes 261 amino acids. The transcript is spliced from 5 exons.
AUGCCUCCACCGCCGAUCCAGCUUUUCCUCACCACCAUCGCAUCGCAGCCUCAGCUCCGGACGCGCCAAGAGUACAUCCUGCGCGUACUGCAGGUCAAGAAAGUACCGUACAUCUCCUACGAUCUUGCGUCCGACGAAGAGGCGAAGAAACUAUGGAGGCGGAAGGCUCCCCGAGGCCAGUACAAGCAGCAGCUGCCUGGCAUCCUCAUAGGCGGAGAGUUCCCAGGUGCCGUCGAAUUUGAGGAGCUCGACAUAUUUCUUCGGCUGAAGGAAGAGUGGGACCCUCUUGAAGGAGACAAGGCAAUCCUGCGAUCCGUCCCUGUGGGUGUCCCCGGUGCAGUCUCUCCCGCGCAGAUGAACCCGUCGCACAAGCGUGAAGGGGAGGUGGACGCCGGCGAGCAGCUGGAAGAUCACAGCCUGCGCGGCAUCAAUGUCACCGAAGACGACUUGAUGAAGCUGAUUGAGGAACUUGGGCUGGAUGGCGCCGAUGCCGACGACCUGGUGAAAGGGCUGAAGGGCGAUGAGGCCCCCGAGGUGCCUCUGAAAGAGGUCGCUGCGGCUGUGAAGACUGAAACUGCGGAGCCCGCGACCAAGGAGGAACCUCCCGCUGCCACUGCUACAGAAGAAUCGCCUGUCGUGUCUGCGAAAGCAGAAGAACCCGCAAAGGAGGAAGCACCCGCUCCUCCUGAAUCAGAGCCGGUCAAGACAGAAGAGAAGACACUUGACGUUACACCCCCGACGGCAGCUGAGGAGAAGUCCACGUCGGAGGACUCUUCGAAAGCAUAG